This is a messenger RNA of Cyanistes caeruleus (blue tit), 626 nucleotides long. The record is from RefSeq and is a predicted model, not a curated record. NCBI's taxonomy places the organism in Eukaryota, Metazoa, Chordata, Aves, Passeriformes, Paridae.
GGUAACCAUGUUCCAGGGGGAAAGUUACCCGUUCUCCCCGGGACCCAGAGCUGCCCCGGCAGCAGGAAGCUGGGGAAACCGAAAGCACUGGGAGCCGCCUCCUUCCCACGCCCUGGCGGCCCAGCCGGAGGCGUCACAGCCACGGAGCCGCCCUGGGGGCUCAGCAGAGCUCUUGCAGAAGGAAUUUUGGGGGUGCAGGUGGUGGCCUCCUCCCAGUGCCACCCCUGUCCCCCCCUCCCAGGCCGAUAAACGGGCUCAUCACAACGCGCUGGAGCGCAAGCGCAGGGACCACAUCAAGGAUAGCUUCCACAGCCUGCGGGAUUCCGUGCCCUCGCUCCAAGGAGAGAAGGCAUCCCGGGCCCAAAUCCUGGACAAAGCCACAGAGUACAUCCAGUACAUGCGCCGGAAAAACCACACACACCAGCAGGACAUCGAUGACCUCAAGCGGCAGAAUGCGCUACUGGAGCAGCAAGUGCGUGCGCUGGAGAAGGCCCGAGCCAGCGCCCAGCUCCAGGCCAGCUAUCCCGCGGACAACAGCCUCUACACCAACCCCAAGGGCAGCGCCAUCUCCGCCUUCGACGGUGGCUCCGACUCCAGCUCCGACUCGGAGCCCGACGAGCCGCAGA